GACCUGCGCUGGGCGGCCGAUGCAUCAGUGUACAUUUUACAUCCCUAGCGCUCGCUCGUUUAGCAGAAGACUGUCGUCAUAGAAUUAGUAUUUCUUUGUUUAAAGUCAGGAACCAUAUAGUUAUCCCUCGGCCGAAGGAAAACAACCAACUGAUUAGUGCCGCUCAAUAAACCAGAGGACACCAAUAUCAUGGCUGUUAACGUUUACUCCACAAAUGUGACGUCAGAGAAUCUCUCGCGCCACGACAUGCUAGCCUGGGUUAACGAUUGCCUCCAGUCGCAAUUCUCAAAGAUCGAGGAACUCUGCACAGGUGCCGCUUACUGUCAGUUCAUGGACAUGUUGUUCCCCAAUUCAGUGCCCGUAAAGCGUGUCAAAUUUCGUACCAAUCUGGAGCACGAGUACAUUCAGAACUUCAAGAUAUUGCAGGCGGGCUUCAAGAAGAUGUCUGUGGAUAAGAUCAUUCCAGUUGAUAAACUGAUUAAGGGACGCUUUCAAGACAACUUUGAGUUUCUUCAAUGGUUUAAAAAGUUCUUCGACGCCAAUUAUGACGGUCGCGAGUACGACCCCGUGUCUCAGCGUGGCGGAGUCAAGCUGGGCAAUGGCAACGGACACGGCAGCAACGGAGGCAGUGGCGUGGGCAGCAGCAACAACGAUCUCCAUCUGAUGCACCGGCGGCCAUUGCAGCCUCCAGCUGGCAGCGGACGAAUGCCAGCACGGGUCAUCGCUUCAACUGCAGUCUCCAAGGUGCUGCCACGCACGAACAACGCAGCCCCUGUGAGCAGGUUAAACGCCGGUGCCAACAGCACGGGCACGGUCAAGAAGAACGACGCGAGCAAUUCAGUCAACAAUCAGCAAAUAGAAGAGAUGUCAAACCAGGUGGGUCAAGAACAAGAAGAUAAGCAAAAAACCGAUACUAAUAUUCAAGACCAGGUCAUGGAUAUGCGCAUAAACCUGGAGGGAUUGGAAAAGGAGCGCGACUUUUACUUCUCCAAGUUGCGGGAUAUUGAAAUUCUUUGCCAAGAAGCCGAUGACGCCGAGGCGCAUCCGAUCAUCCAAAAGAUUUUGGACAUUUUAUAUGCGACUGAGGAUGGAUUUGCGCCGCCUGACGAUGCACCACCAGAGGACGAGGAGUAUUAAUUUAAACCGAGAACGAAAACCCACUAAAUUCAUUUGCUGCAUACAUAUUCAAAACAUAAGUCAAGAAGCAUGAUGAAGGGGACAGAGUUUAUUAUUUAGACAGAAACCAAGGAUUCGUUAAGCAAAAACUAGAAGACUAACAAAUGCAGAGUUUUUGAUUUCCUAAGCCGAGGCUGACAACAGGAGCGCCACGUGAUUAAAUAGUUAUUCUUUAAACAUUUCUUUGAUACGAACGCGUCGCUGCUCAAGAGAUAGAGACGGGAUUUUUUUUUCGAUUCAAAAUUGUGCCCAAGAAAGUUUUGCUGCUGUUGCCGAUGAGUGUGAACAUCAUAAACCAUUUCAUAUAUAAAUUGUUUGUAUUUUAGCGGAAUAAACGAAACAAAAUCUCACUAUCUAAUAGAAAGCCAGCCUACCCUUUUCAAAAUUUUUUGAAAGCUAGACAAACUCCUCGUAAUUAAGAAAAUUUAAAAUGCUCAGCUUAAAAGUUUUCUAUGAUUUAGCUUCGCUCUUUGUAUCACAUGGUUUACACAUUUAUAUCCUUUUAAACACAUUUAUAAGUUUUGUAUAAGUUGAACUUUUUACUAGCUGACUUUAGUCGUUUUGAGUGUUGUAUGUAGUGGAUCACAAGAGCCGAAUUUGUCUAAUCUUACAUUAUGUUCAGCAAACGGUAUUUUGUACUUUCAAUUUCUAUAUUUAAAUAAUUGGCUUCAUAACAAAAUGAUUGUAUAAAAUAAGUGAUUUUUGCUCUCAAUUUUUUAAGUUCUAUAUUUAUGUGUAAUACAGGCAGAACUCGUUGAAGUUUGAAUAAAAGCGAACGUCCUUCUAUUUUCUAAACACA
This is a messenger RNA of Drosophila santomea, 1975 nucleotides long. It is a transcript of the gene Eb1, whose product is annotated as microtubule-associated protein RP/EB family member 1. The coding region runs from base 190 to 1137 and encodes 315 amino acids. Gene Ontology annotation, molecular function: microtubule plus-end binding. The record is from RefSeq and is a predicted model, not a curated record. Gene Ontology annotation, biological process: spindle assembly; regulation of microtubule polymerization or depolymerization; protein localization to microtubule plus-end. NCBI's taxonomy places the organism in Eukaryota, Metazoa, Arthropoda, Insecta, Diptera, Drosophilidae. Gene Ontology annotation, cellular component: spindle midzone; microtubule organizing center; microtubule plus-end. The transcript is spliced from 7 exons.